Molecule: messenger RNA, 1576 nt
Organism: Danio aesculapii
Lineage: Eukaryota; Metazoa; Chordata; Actinopteri; Cypriniformes; Danionidae
Exons: 4
Coding region: 14-1576 (520 amino acids)
Source: RefSeq, a predicted model, not a curated record
GGAAACAGAGGAAAUGUUGGAGGAUGUGGAUGAAGGUGGGGAAGAAGAUGAGGGCUUCGGGGAGGACGAAGUAUAUGAUAUAACUGUGCCAAGUCUCUCAGAUGACCCAAACUUCUCCAUCUCCUCCCACUUCCUACCCACCUCUGAGCCCAUUGCCAUUGCCCCAGCUGCUGUCUCUUCCAUCCACCCUGCUGCCUCCACCGCCCUGGCAACUAACUCCUCUAUCCAUCCUCCAGCCUCCACUGCCCUGGCAACUACCUCCUCUAUCCAUGCUCCAGCCUUCACCGACCUGGCUGCGACCUCCUCCAUCCACCCUCCAGCCUCCACCACUCGGACUGCCACCUCCUCUGCUGUUUUCACCGGCCUGGCUGCUGCCUCCACUGCCUAUCCUGCUUCUGCAUCCACCCAGUCUGCUGUCUCCACUGCCCUGGAUGCUGCUGCACGCUCCACCCAACCCCCUGCCCCCUCCAUCCAGCAUGCUUCCUCCUCCCAAACUGCUGCAAUCACCAUCUUCUCUGAUGCCUCCUCCCAACCUGUUGCCCACUCCACCCAACCUACUGAACCCUCCACCCAGCCUGAUGCCUCUGCCACCCUGGUUGCUGCCUCCAUGUUGCAGCAAAGCACUCCGACAUCUGAGUCUGGUGCUGUGGAUGGCUCAGGUGUACCAGGUAUGGACAGAGUGGACAGCCUGGCAGAUUAUCUUGUGGACCUGAGGAAUCAGCCCUCCCUUGUCCUCACCAACCAGCAGAACCUGCUGGACUAUGACAAGCAGAGGGUGGUGUUUGCAGCCAGGCAUCAAGCAAAGCUGGACACUGGGAGGUUUAGGUCCCCGAAGAAGAGACAGGAGUUUACCCCAGGAGUGGAGAGUUUGAAGAGGCAUGCCCUGACCACCUCUGCCCCACUUGCACAAUGGCCAGAUUGCUGUCGCUUGGUUGAGACUUUUUUUGUCAGGCUCUGUGCCAUACAUAGAACACCCAAAAAGAAGGGGACCGGCACAGUGUCCAGAUGGGAUCUCAUCCUGGCAGACUACAGGAAAAUCAGGCGCAGCAUUUUGGCCAAUGCUAUAGUGAUGAAGCAGACUAACCUUCAACUGGUGGAUGUGAGUCACACCACCCUGGUACAGUGGCAUAAUAAAAAAGUUAAACAGCAGGACACUGCAGUUGUGAUGCAGGGGCUGCAACUUCCAAGCCGCUUGUCUGUGGUGGCUGACCCCUUAUUGCCUGCCAAUGUGAGCCCCCCAUCUCCACCACCUCAGCCAGGCCCGGCCCACCAGUACCACUUGGCCAGUAGCACUGUGGGCCAGGCUAAACUAAAAAGAAAAAGGACCAUUUUGCCAGACCCACCGGCUUUGCCACCUGCUCAGAUGCAGCAAGCCCAACGGCAACUUAUUCCUGCUCCACCACCAGGGACUCAACUGGUCAUGCUGAUGCCAGUGGCCUCACAGGGGUCUAUGCUGGCUUUUGGGUUUGGCCUCCCUUCUGCCCCUCCUGCCAUUCCAUCCGCCCCUGGUACUGCUGUCGCUCCCGUUCGUAAACUGACCUGCAAAGUACAGCAUAAUACAUAUGUCAAUAACUAA